AUGAAUGAAUUAUCAGUGCCAAAGUAUGCACCAAAUAUUUAUCAGUAUAUCAGUGGAAUUAUUGAAAAUGCAUUAAAACAAACUGAACAAAUAUUAUUAAAUUUAAAGACACAACGUAAUGAUACAGUGAUAAAUGUUAAAAAUGCAACAGUGAAACUUAAUAAUGAAGAAAAAAAGAAACCUUCGAUAAUGCAUAUGCAAAAUGCUAAACAAAUGUCAAAUGAUAAAACAUUGUUAUCAGUGACAAUGCAAUAUCCACAAAAAGUAACCAAUUCAUCAUGGCAAAUUAUGGAUUUAUUAUGUUUUCCGAUUGAAAAUGAGGAACGAAAUUUAAAAUUCACUGAUCGAAUUUUUGCAUCAAUUGAUCAAAAAUCAAUAAUGCUAAUGCGUGAAUAUGAUAAUUUGACUAAUUGCAUUCAUCAAAAAGUGCAAACAAAAUGUAAUCAAUGUUAUCAGAAGCAAAUUAAAAUGAUAAAAUUACAACAGCAACAAGCCAAAUUAGAUCAACAAAAGGGAAUAAGAUUCACUGAUAAGGAAAAAAUCUUAUCAUUAGAUCAAAGUAAAUCAAAAAUUGAUUCAUUGGAUGUUCAAGAAAAGUCGAAAUCAAUUAGCAAAAUUGAUGAAGCAAGUGCAGAAAGUAGUGUUGAAUUUUCGGAACAAGAAGUACCAAUGAAAUCGGAGAAUAAACAAAUACAUAAAAAAAGAACAAAAAAUAAUUUAAAAUUGAAAUCACAUCGUGGCAAACAAAUUAAAAAGUCAAGUAGCACUGAAAUUGAUAAGCGAAUGAUAUCAGCUAGAAACGGCAGUGAUAGUCGAAGUACUAUGCGAUCAUCUUCUGAUACAUCUGUUCAUUAUGCAAAAAUGAAUGCAAAAAAAAAAUUGAAACGUAAAACAAAAAAGAAAAAAACGAAAGCAGCGAGCACUUUGGAACAUGAAUUGCCUUCUCAACAGCCUCCUUCAUUAAAAGAAAAUGAAAUGAGCGAUGAAAGAUGGAAUGAAACAUAUCAAAUUUUUGGGAAGCCUAAAAAUGGACGAAAGAAUAAAAAACAAUUAUCAAUGGAACAAUUCGGCACUGAUCAACCUGUAUCGAAACAAUAUCGUGGCGUAAGAUCAAUGGUUGAACCAAUAGGUUGUCAAAAAAUUGUAAUGAAAGGAUGGAAGCCUCAUUAUAAAGUGAAAAAGAUAUGGUUGCAAGAUGUUUCCAAAGAAUGA
This is a messenger RNA of Brugia pahangi, 1212 nucleotides long. Lineage: Eukaryota; Metazoa; Nematoda; Chromadorea; Rhabditida; Onchocercidae. The record is from the annotation of a GenBank genome assembly.